Molecule: messenger RNA, 1849 nt
Organism: Chara braunii
Lineage: Eukaryota; Viridiplantae; Streptophyta; Charophyceae; Charales; Characeae
Source: the annotation of a GenBank genome assembly
AUGUGUCCGUAAAGUAGUCUAUAUACGGCAUGAACUGGUGAGGGAUCAAGUGUUCGAACCGCAGCAGACUUCUCCAAAUAUGGCAGUCCACAGUAACAUGGAGCGGGGAACAUGCGCGCCUUUACUGCUGGGUACUGGGUGCUUACUUUCACGAAAACAUGGAUGUGCAACUUUGAUUCAGGCAGCUUUUCGAGGUUUUCAAAUUCGCUCUAUCCUUCUGAAAGCUGUUCGGACAGAAUUCGAACAACGGUUUGAAAAACUUGAGAGCCUCUAUCCUUCUGAGAAUUUCUGCCACGAUAUUUCCUAUCAUAUACACAACAGCCCGGCAGCUGUGAGAUCACACGGCUCCUCACGUGAUGAGGUCUCAAUUGACAGCAGCAGCACCAGAAUAGCAGCAAACCCUGCAUCUUUAGAUGGAGAUCAAGACUCAAACAGAGGGAGAGAGGUAGUAGUAUGGCUGGCAGGACCCGCCAUCAUCUGUAGACCUACCAUAACCGCGGCAGCAGAUGCAUUCCACUCCCUAAUACAUCACAGAGCUUCAGACACCCUCAUGUCCCUUGCUUCUUCAGUCGAGAUGACAUCUACUCCUGUCAAUUCAGUCGUCUCGCCACAUCAGCUGCCUGGGGUUUGUUGUCGUACCCAGGAGGAGGAGGAGGAGGAGGAGGAGGAUGCAUCAGCCGAUGCCCUGGGGUUUGAACCUAAAGUGGGAAUGACAUCUACAGUGUAUGUCAAUGAGGGUACUCAUCCGCUGCCUGCUGGUUGCCGUUGUUCCCAAGCGGCGAUGCCUGAGAAAGAGAAGGAGGACAGAUCACCUGAUGCCCCUCAGUUUGAACCUAAAGUGGAAAUGACAGAUUCCCAUAGAAAUGGUGAUGUCAAUCGAGAUGGACAAAUCUGUGGCGCUGAUGACAAUGGACAAAUCCGUCCUGGUGGUGACGGACAAAGUGUUAUUUUGCUGAUCCCAACCAAAGAAGAGAGAAAGGCCCAACUGAGGAAGUUGAUUGAGCUGGAGCUGUCAUGGACAAGGAACGCAUUACUGCUUCGCAAACAGCAUCUCAGGCAACUGAAGGGGGCAAGAGCCACUACAAGAGACCAGUACUUGCCAACCUCGAUGCCAUCGUCAUCAUAUCGUGGCGAGGUCCUGGUGUCCUCCAAAGAAAAAUGAUGGUGGGCAGUGAUGCAGGUGUGGACCACUCUUCAUGAUGCUGGAACUUGGAACGGUCUGAUUGUGUAGGUUACCCCUCUUCCGUGCUUCUUGUAAGGAAGAGUAGUGCUACAGGAGGCUCGAGUCAACACCAGCCUCGAUGUCAUCGUCAUCAUAUCAUGACGAGGUCCUGGUGUCCUCCAAAGUAAAUGAUGGUGGGCAGUGAUGUAGGUGCUGACUGCUCUUCAUGAUGCCAGAACUCGGAACGGUCUGAUUUUGUAGGUUACCCCUCUUUUGUGCUUCUUGUAAGGAAGAGCACUGCUACAGGAGGCUCGAGAGCACCAGAGUGCAUCCUUACUUUUGCCGAUUGCAGAUUUCAACUACUCCUGAUAAGGGUACUUCGACAAAUUGGCUUUCUUUGACGAAACAGUUUGACAAAGUAUUUUGCACUCGGUAUCCUCCAAUGCGGAAGUGAUGGCGGGCAGUCUUUUGCACUCAACAUCCUCCAAAUCGCAACUGAUGAUGGGACAACAAUUCACUGGAAUUGAGUCUGAUUGUGUAGGUUGCCCCUCUUCUUUGCUUCUGACUUAGAACCACCAGUUUUGGUUCCCGCUAUGCAGAAAUGCUCACCGGUGAACACGGAGCACAAUCACAGGAUCAGCCUACUUGACCCAAGAGGGGUACUGGGGGAGAGCGCACAUUUCCGAG